Messenger RNA from Notolabrus celidotus (New Zealand spotty), 6254 nucleotides. RefSeq names its product carbohydrate sulfotransferase 11-like. Gene Ontology annotation, biological process: proteoglycan biosynthetic process; carbohydrate biosynthetic process. Gene Ontology annotation, cellular component: membrane. The transcript is spliced from 4 exons. NCBI's taxonomy places the organism in Eukaryota, Metazoa, Chordata, Actinopteri, Labriformes, Labridae. The record is from RefSeq and is a predicted model, not a curated record. Gene Ontology annotation, molecular function: sulfotransferase activity. Bases 1180 to 2199 code for a protein of 339 amino acids.
CCGAGUUGGGCUGUCCUCUGGACUCCAUAGAGGAGAUGGGUGAGAGGAAGACAUUAGCCAAGCUAACAUCCAUCAUGGACAAUCCCUCUCACUCCCUGCAUGAGACUGUGGGGUCCCUGAGCAGCUCCUUCAGCAGCAGACUGAGACACCCACCCUGCAGAAUGGAGCGCUACCGCAGGUCCUUCAUCACAUCUGCAAUCAGACUGUUUAACACCAGCACUGCAAUGUCCCAUUAAUUACCUGUGAAUGAUCUGUUAUCAUCUUUAUUUCACUACAUGGCAGUUACUGUGUGAUGUCUCUGUCUUCCCGGGUCACUGUUUAUGAUUCACACUGACAAACUGUUGUGUCCAUCUCACAUCUGAAUCGCACUGAUUUCUCAUACUGUGUAUGUUUUUUAAUAACCUGGUGCAAUUUUAUCUGUGCAAUAACUUACACCACUAUCUAUUCAUCAGAUAGAAGUGUACAUAGUGUGUAAUAAAUCUGUAAUAUUUGCCAUAUUUUAUUUUAUCAUUACUAUUAUUAUUGUUAUUAUAUUUUAACUAUGUAAGUACAUUGUGGUAUCCCCCUGUCCCAUGUUGUAAGCUGCUGUAACAAAAGAAUGUCCCCCAAUGGGAGAUCAAAUAAAUCUUAUCUUCGACGGUACCUGAAGGCAACACAACAGCUUCAAUGUGGAAUAGGGUGCGCGCGAGAGAGAGGAGAGGGGUGGGUGUGACGUCAUGGCGGCACGGUGCCCCGUCCAUGUUUGGAGGAGAACUUUGUAUAGCUUCGACAAACUCUACACAGCAGUGCUUUGAGGAACAACCAGAGCGAAGAAGUAGAGGGGGGUGUACUUUCAUUUACUUUCUGAGGCUUGUAAUAUCAGCGUGGCAUCAUUAAGUGAAGGUGUCCUCACUUCAUUGAUCAUAAUUAUUGAGUUUACGUGUAAAAAUUGGACUAAAAUCAGCUUCUGGAUUAAUGUCUCUCGACCGUUUACAUUAACGGAUCAUGUCAUAACGGCUCACCGGCUCAGGUUCCCUUCGGAUGGUCGGCUGCUUUUACUCUCAGUUCCUCUGCUCUUCAUCAAUGGAGUGAGCUUUCUACGAAAAUUCACGCAUCCUCCGCCGGGUGGUCUCGUAUGAACCGUGUCGAGGCAGCGACGAGGGGUCGUCGGGGGCUCCGCCAGCAGAGCCGGGCUUCAGGAUGAGGAUGCCCAGAGGAGGACGCCUGUUCCUGGCGACGUGCCUCGGCUCGCUCUUCGUCCUGGUGCUCUACUUCCAGAGCAUCAUCAAGCCAGAACCUGGUGUGAAGACGGGCAACAGACCGGGGAAGAUCAGGAGGAGUCCACUGCAGGCCCUCUACAAUGGAGACCAGCAGCUGGACCUGUUGGCAGCUCAGAGGUCCCUCCAGGGCCGCAGGGAGCUGCUGGAGCAGGCGUGUCUGAGCCACACCAGGAAGCGGCAGGUGCUCUCGGCUGAGGAUCUCAAACACCUCAUUGUGGAUGAUAAGCACAGCCUCAUUUACUGCUACGUGCCCAAGGUCGCCUGCACUAACUGGAAGCGGGUCUUCAUGGUCCUCACCAGUGACGGCCGCUACACAGACCCUCUUGCCAUCCCUGCGAACGAGGCUCACGUGGCGGGUAAUCUCCGCACACUCUCCGAGUUCUCCGUCGCCGAGAUAAACCAUCGCCUCCGCAGCUACCUCAAGUUCAUCUUUGUGCGUGAGCCCUUCGAGCGCCUCGUGUCCGCCUACCGGAACAAGUUCACCCGCAGCUACAACACCGCUUUCCACAAACGCUACGGCACCAAGAUCAUCCGGCGGCAUCGGCCCGACCCGGAGCCAGAAGCGCUGGAGAAAGGGAACGACGUGUCUUUCCGGGAGUUCGUGCAGUACCUCGUGGACCCACGGACGCAACGGGAGGAGCCCUUUAACGAGCACUGGGAGCGGGUGCACUCCCUCUGCCACCCCUGUUUGAUCCACUACGACGUGGUGGGGAAGUACGAGACUCUGGAGCCGGAUUCUCAGGCUGUGCUCAGGUUGGCUGGAGUGGAGGGGAUGCUGCAGUUUCCAACAUCUGGUAAGAGCACCAGGACUGAUGGAAACAUGGCAGCACGCUUCUUUAAGCACAUCAGCCCGUUCUACCAGAAGAAACUGUUCAACGCGUACCGGAUGGACUUCCUGCUCUUCAACUACUCCACACCGGAGUACCUCAGGACUCGAUGAUGGGCGGGGAACAGGUCUCUUAACUCAGCCGCUUCACACUCUGGUCUUUAGUGAGGAUGUUUUUUGCACUUUGUGGUGACCAGAGACUUUUACAGCUUUGAUCACAGACCGGCUCGUCACCAGCACUCCUCACUGACUCUCCAACAGAACUGGCUCAGUGAGGAGGACUUGAAUUAAUCGAGAGGGACUGUCUGAAGAGAACCAGAUACCUCUCUGGGAGGAAAAGACGGUUUGUGUUGUAUUUCAUCACAAGUCUGUUCAUCCAAUUUCAAGUGAAAGUGGUUUUGACGUCUGACAGAACAAAGUGCAGACAGGGUUGUCUCUGAAACGUGUUCUCCCUGUCUCUCAGGCUGUAGCUUCAAUUUAAAGUGAGAACUUUUAUUCAUUCAUUUUACCAACAAAUGACUUUCUACGUUUAAACAAACCUUUUUUGAUUUUCACGUCAGUUCCACGUGGCGAUGGAGUCAGUGUAAUCCGCCCUGCCAGCAUCCCCGCGGUGCCCACUACAGUAAAGUUAUCCCUUGCCUUGCUUUUUCUGAGAGCUAAUGAGCCAUAAAUGAAAGGCACCCUUCAGAGGAGCAGGUUCUCCUCUUGCCUUCGUGUGCAGGUGAAAGAGCUGACACUGCAGACUCUUUUAGGGCACCUGGGGGACAAAAACUCUGGAGUGAAUUUAUUUAUGUUUGCCUGCGAGUAUUUAUAUUUAUGGUGAGAAUAAAGACUUUGUGAGAAUGAUUUUUUAAAAGAAUUUAAGGAGGAUAAAUUUCUUAUUUGCUGCCUCGGCCUUUGCACCACAACAAACAGAUAACUCUCAUCACAUCCUUCUCUUCUCUCAGUUCAAACGUGUCGUAUGUGCCACAGCAGUCACCUCAUUUCCAGGGAAACUUGCAGUCACGUCUUAAUUCCAGUAAAGCAUGUUGCCAUCCCUCCUCUAUCGCUGUCUGUAUUUAGCUGUGGGCAGGUAGGCUGAACAAACAACCACAUAGCUGUGGUCAGGGCUGGGUCCAGCCUGGAGCUGCCCCUGCUCAGAGCUCCCCUUGUUAGAAUGAAUGAAGGGAACAUGAGGGGUUAAUCAGCCUACACUCAUCUCCACUGCAGGGCCUUGUUCAGCCCAUUUGAACUGAAUUUAUGGUAAAUAAUUCAGAGGAAAAUACGUAUAAAUGACCUGGAUGACCAAAUAUCAUUUUUAGAAAACGUCUUUUUACAGUUUGAGCUUUUAAACGGAGUCUCCGUCGAUUCUACAGACAUGCUCUGUUUACAUGUCUGAGUCACAUAAAAAGUUUAAUUAAGUUUCCCUGAAAUAAAACAGUUAAAAUGUUUCAGUUUGGCCUGAAUGUAAUCUGGAAACAUCAAAUAAUGAUCAGUGACUCAUCCUGUGUAGGUGGGUGUUUAUAAAUUAGGGGUCCAAUAAAAAGCGGUCUCUUAUGAACUCGGUUAGAGCUUUGGGUCAUCACCAUGUUCGUGUUCUAACAUCAGUGGCCUGUUGCACCAGCUCUGCAUAAGUUGAGUCCUAAGUUAGGGUGUAAAGUCGUCACUAAAUCACACGUUGAAACGAGUUAGUUCGUAACUUAAGUUGUGUCAUUGUUCGGUUUCACCACGGAGACGUAACGUUCAUCUUAACUCAUCGACUGUAACGUCCAAACUAAUCAAAAUAUUGUUGAAGAUAUGGCGUGUUCAAUCGGUUUGGCCAAUCAAUGAACAGCUUUUUUAUUCGUACUGGGGUGUUUGUUUAAGUGCUAACUCCCAUUAGCUUCAUUGCAUCUAAACAAGCUAACGGCUAAUCACAACUGCUGUAACUCCCGUUAAUCGACAAACAGCAACAUAAAGGUGAAUGAAAUAUGACAAAGCAUGUUGAUAAUUAAUCUAUAGUGUAAAAUAACAACAGUGACAUCUAGUGGUGAAAUCUUAAACUACAACAUUCUGUAUGUCAGUAUAAUGGUACUCAUGGUGUUGUGCAGAUGUAGGAUUAUUAUCUCCACUCGCCUGAAACAAAGUGCGAAUUAAGAUCAGAGUCAUCACAAUUAUUAUUCGUGUAAUCUAUCGCUCAGAGCUUGUUGUUCACACAUCACUGCUUCUUCUCAUCCGUCAACUAAUCCUGUCUUUGAAAACAGAGCGCCAUGACAACGGUCUUUUACGUAGUAUUUUGCACCGACUCAGAGCUAGGUGUAAAAUUUAAGAUAUGUAACUUAUGCUAACGUUGGAACAAUCUUAGCUGGUGCAUCGCUCUAACGUUAGCAGUAUAAACUCCAUCCUUAAUUAGAAAUUAAGUUCAAACCAGGCUACGUUUGAACUUACGCACAGCUGGUGUGACCCAGUGCUGAACUGUUGGUGUUAUUUGUGAGCUUCUUCGAAAAAAUGUAUAGACCAGACUCCAGACAGCUGGACUCGCUCAGAUGAGGCUGAAGUCUACGAUAACCUAGUGAAGUGGUCAUAGAUACAAGAGAGUCCUCUCUUAAAGGUACAGUGUGCAGUAAUUAGCAGCAUUUAACAGAUCAGACUUUGUAGAAAUGGAAUAGACUAUUCAUUAGUAUGUUUAGAUUAGCACCACCAUGUUUCUACAGUGUCCCAGAACGGAAAAAUUAGAGACCUAUGCGUGUUUGUAUUCAGUGACUGGAAGUGUGAAAUGCACCGGCUGGAGGACAAAGACGAAGAAGACAGUGUUUUUGUCGCUUCACUGACAGGUCUAGAUAUAGCUAAAUAUUCCCAUUUCUACACACUGUACCUUUAAAGCUUGAAGCUGAUCAUUUAAGGCAACAUUGGAUUCUAUUAGCAAACUUAAACAGUUAACACGCCUUCUUUUACUCUCCUCUCAUCAGAGCCUGCUGCUUGAAUCUCAGACCAAACUAAAGGUGGUUGAGUUUCUGCAUGAAGGCGGAGUAACACAUGGAUUAAGAGGAACUUGUGGUGAUGUUUUAGGACACUGAGUCUGUUAUAUCCUGAAGGUAGGUGUGUAUAAAAGUGGACAAUGCAUCCAUUCAGCAUCAUCACUUCUCAGUGAUUCCCUCUAGUCUUCAUUCAACAAUCGACUUCUGUAUUUAUCUGGUAGUCUCGCCCCACAUUUAGAACAUCCUGAGGCUCCUCUGUUCAUCAUCAAGACAGAUCUCACACGGAUGAACCGGAGACUCGAUCAUUGAAGUUCUUCUUGACAUUUCUCGUUAUCAUCUGCAAAUAUCAAAGUCAUCACCCCGUUCAUUAAAGACAUGUCAGGGUAUCAGGCUCCGCUCUGGAUGCCUGCAGAUGUGUGUGGGUGCAUGUUAAGACAAGCUGGCAUUGAACCUGCAGAAGUAUGUUUAGUUUUAUCUCUCCAUCUUCCAUGUCUUUUGUGAAUUAUCUCAUUUAGCUGAUGAAUAUUGUCUGACAGGCCCAGACAAGCCAGCUCUGGAAACUCUGCUUUUUGUCUGUCAUGCUUUGAAAAGUGCAAUAUCUAUGUGUGAGGAUCUGUAAUGUGUCGAAGGCUGUAUCUUUAUAUGUGACUUCCCCUUUUCGUGUGUCAUCUCGUUGCUCCUGCCACAUUGUAUUCCUCUCUCUGCUGGGCUGGGAUUGCAGCCGUGGAUUACAGGGUUUGAUUUUAAUGCUCCCCUGUGCAGAAGUAUGUGAUCUAAACCAUUAUUUGCAAGAAGACGUGACUUCCCAAAAAGCCAAUCAUACCCUUCAUGUUAUUUAUCCGUACUGGCUCAAUGACACGCUGCACAAAAUACACGUUUGUACCUUUUCAUUUCCUUUUUUUGACCCUGAAAAUACCGAAACAAACAACAAGCAGCUUCUUCUUUCAGACUGCAUGACUCACUCAGACGCUGCUGUGUACGGACACAGUACAGACAUUAGAGUAGAAAUGUUACCUGUGAGUCAUGUGACAAAGUGAAGAGCACAUUCUGACAGAAUCUCUCAUGCACCAGUUUAACUGUGCCACCAAACUGUGAAUGUGUUAAAAACUGAAGUGCACUUGCUGAUGUGAUGAUUGAUGUGCUGGUAACCUUGUCACCAAAUACAGUUCUUUAAAAGCAGCACUCUGUUUGUGUUGUAUUUUUUGUUUUUUAAUAAAAAUCUCAAAGACCUUC